AUGGUGGGGUGGGGUGGGGUGGGGGUGGCGGCUAUAUGGUGGUGGGAUGGGAUGGCAGAGGACAUGGGAGUGGGACUGUGGGAGGGCGCCGUUGCUGUUGCUGUUGCGGUGGAGGAAGAGCAGCAGCAGGAGGAGGAUUAUGCUCAAGAGGUAGCAAGAUGGACCGCGAUCGACGCCACACUCAUCCAGUUGUUCUUCACCACCAUCUCGAAGGACCUGUUUCACACGGUCGUGAGCGAUGGUGAUGACGCCCGCGCCGUGUGGGUUAAGCUCAACGACCUCUUCACCGACAACAAACUUCAGCGCCGUGUUUUUUUGCAGCAGGAAUUUUUUGACUAUCAUCAGGAUGAUCAGUCUAUCGAUGACUACUGCCGCCGCCUGAAGACGUUGGCGGAUGAGCUCCGUGACAUUGGCGCCAAGGUUGAUGACGACCUCCUCCUCAGCAUGCUCACCGCCGGCCUCAACGAGGACUUCGGCAACGCCGCCUCCAACCUCUCCCUCAUACCGGAGCCCUCCUUCCCCAAUUUCGUGGCAUACUUGCGGUUGGAGGAGCGCCAGAUGAAGGGGGUCAAGAAGCGCGCGCAGCACCACGCCCUCGCCGCCGGCACCUCGCGUGGUUCCCCUCCACCGGCCGCCCCGCCCGCGCCUGCGCCCCGUCACCAGCCGGCGCCCCCCGUGCCUCCGGGGUUUUACCCCCUCCCGCCCGCGCCCCCCGCACCACCCGCUGUCCCCCAGCAGCCGCAGCAGGGUGGCGGGCGCCGCGGCAACCGCUGCGGGGGCGGCCGCAAACAAGCGCAAGGGGGGCCUCGUCAGCAGCAGCAGCAGGCCACCCCGCCCUGGACUUAUGGCACCAACCCGUGGACGGGCGUCGUACACGCGUACUCGAUGCCGGUUCCUCGGGCUCCCGCUCCGAGCAUCCUUGGGCCUCGGCCGGCAAGCCACCAGGCGCUCUUCACCGUGCGGAACGCCGCCCCCUACAGCGGCUACGACACCGCUCCCGCGCCGGCCUACGGAGGGUUUCUCCCUCCCCAGGUGCCACCGCUGUGGGACCCGGCCCUUCUCGCUGCUCUGCACUCCGCCCCGUCACCGAGCUCUUACGGUGGCGGCGGUGACUGGUACAUGGACUCGGGCGCCACCGCUCACAUGACUACUCAUCCCGUUACCAAUCUUGUUUUUGUUCGUCGCCUUGCUCGUGAUAACCCUAUCACUGUUGAAUUUGACGAUAUCGGCUUUUCUGUGAAGGACGCCCGUACACGGAUGUUCGGUCGUCCUAUUCUUGCCUUGCAAACUGACAACGGAAAGAAGUUUGACAAUGUCGCCGUCCGCAAUCUUCUUGCGUCGCACGGCACCAUCUUUCGCCUCACUUGCCCCUACACGUCCUAG
Aegilops tauschii subsp. strangulata is the source of this 1383-nucleotide messenger RNA. NCBI's taxonomy places the organism in Eukaryota, Viridiplantae, Streptophyta, Magnoliopsida, Poales, Poaceae. The record is from RefSeq and is a predicted model, not a curated record.